AUGAAGGAUCUGAAGAGAGCGGUCGAUAACGUCUCCAGUAGCUCCGAGAGGAGGAUUGAUUCCAUCUAUGAUUCCAGGAUUAACUUCGAACCAGGAAACCGGUGUAUAGAACCAGGAAACCGGUGUAUAGAACCAGGAAACCGGUGUACAGAACCAGGAAACCGGUGUACAGAACCAGGAAACUGGUGUACAGGACCAGGAAACCGGUGUACAGAACCAGGAAACUGGUGUAUAGAACCAGGAAAUCGGUGUACAGAAACAGGAAACUGGUGUAUAGAACCAGGAAACCGGUUUACAGAACCAGGAAACCGGAGUAUAGAACCAGGAAACCGGUGUACAGAACCAGGAAACUGGUGUACAGAACCAGGAAACCGGUGUACAGAACCAGGAAACCGGUGUAUAGAAACAGGAAACCGGUGUACAGAACCAGGAAACCGGUGUACAGAACCAGGAAACCAGUGUACAGAACCAUGGGAAACCAGUGUACAGAACCAGGAAACCGGUUUACAGAACCAUGAUAAACCGGUGUACAAAACCAGGAAACCAGUGUACAGAACCAUGAGAAACCGGUGUGCAGAAACAGGAAACUGGUGUGUAGAACCAGGAAACCGGUGUACAGAACCAGAAAACCGGUGUACAGAACCAAGAAACCGGUGUAAAGAACCAUGA
Eurytemora carolleeae is the source of this 669-nucleotide messenger RNA. RefSeq lists its product as uncharacterized. Lineage: Eukaryota; Metazoa; Arthropoda; Copepoda; Calanoida; Temoridae. The record is from RefSeq and is a predicted model, not a curated record. The coding region runs from base 1 to 669 and encodes 222 amino acids. The transcript is spliced from 2 exons.